AUGCUGCUGGCGGCAACGAGCGUCGACAAUGACACCCGCGGGUGGAUUCUGGCCGUGGCGAGCGGCGUUGCCUGCGUCGUGGGCGCGUCCAUCAUCUGCAUCGACCUCUUCUCUUCACUCUACAGCAUGCUCCCCGAGUCUAAAGACUACUUUGAGCAGGAGGGCUGGUCUGACCAAGCUGCUGGCCUGGUCAUGAUGCUCUGCUUCGCCUUGGGAUUCUUCGGCAUCCAGGCUGUUUCGCGAAUUCUCCACCAAUUUAUGCCUUCCCACGUCGUUGACUGCGAUCAUAGCCAUGGCGGUAGAGCGUCUCAGGACGGUCAUUCCCACCCUCUCGACCGAGCGCAUUCACGACCGAGCCGCGCCAGACGGCGACUUUCCCGACCCCCUGACAACAAGAUAUCAGAUAUUACGGAGGGCAGUGAGGCCCAACCCCUCAUGAGCGAGUCGACCCCGUUGCUCAACUCGGAGCGGACUCGCCCCAACCCCUUCUUACCUGUCCGCGAUUCGAUAAGAGACGGCAGCUCCCUGUCACCUACCCGCAGUCGUGCUACCACCGGCGCCGAUGCCGUCAAUUCCAGCAGACGCUCUUCCGCGUUCGAGGUCCCCAGGCGGGUCAUGUCCUUUGUCAAGGACAUGAAGCGCGAUUGCAGCGAGUCCGGACCUUGCUACGGAUAUUCUGAUCCUUGCGGCCAAGAGUGCUUCAAGCACCUCAGCAACCGCGCAGCAAGUGUGCGCCAACCCUCGUCCGUACGCUCCAUCACGGGACACUUUCAAGCCCACCACUCGUUCCACGCCACUCAUGAUCCCGCGAAUGGGGAUCCCAACGACGUACCCAUCAGCCCAAGCCGGUUGGCCUCUCGUGACUCUACAACUCUCACGGACGAAGACUCCAGUACUAGCGACAACGCCUAUCCCUGUUCGCAGAUGGACGAGGGCGACGCCGAAGCCCAGCAUCACCAUCAUGUUCCGACCAAUGCCUUCCUUUCCAUAGGUCUGCAAACGUCCAUCGCCAUUGCCCUCCACAAGUUUCCGGAAGGCUUCAUCACCUAUGCCACGAACCACGCCAACCCCGCGCUCGGGUUCAACGUCUUCAUGGCCUUGUUCGUUCACAACAUUUCCGAAGGCUUUGCCAUGGCCCUUCCUCUGUACAUGGCCCUUGGAUCCCGCUGGCGGGCCAUGGCCUGGUCGGCUGUCCUGGGCGGCUUGUCGCAACCGUUUGGCGCAGGCAUUGCGGCUCUGUGGUUCAAGCUUGCCAACAAGACGAACACGGCGCCGAGCGCAGUUGCGUAUGCGUGCCUGUUUGCGCUGACAGCGGGCAUCAUGGUCAGUGUCGGGCUGCAGCUGUUUGUGGAGAGCUUGAGCUUCAAUCAUAACCAGAACCUUUGUGUAUUUUUUGCUUUCUUGGGCAUGUGUUUGCUCGGUUUCAGCAACGCUCUGGUGGCGGAACCCUAA
Messenger RNA from Trichoderma citrinoviride, 1452 nucleotides. RefSeq lists its product as hypothetical. Gene Ontology annotation, molecular function: zinc ion transmembrane transporter activity. The coding region runs from base 1 to 1452 and encodes 483 amino acids. The record is from RefSeq and is a predicted model, not a curated record. Lineage: Eukaryota; Fungi; Ascomycota; Sordariomycetes; Hypocreales; Hypocreaceae. Gene Ontology annotation, cellular component: membrane. Gene Ontology annotation, biological process: zinc ion transmembrane transport. The transcript is spliced from 3 exons.